This is a messenger RNA of Acanthamoeba castellanii str. Neff, 255 nucleotides long. RefSeq lists its product as uncharacterized. The record is from RefSeq and is a predicted model, not a curated record. The transcript has a single exon. Lineage: Eukaryota; Discosea; Longamoebia; Acanthamoebidae. The coding region runs from base 1 to 255 and encodes 84 amino acids.
AUGGAGCGCUACGUCAACGUCAACCGGCUGCGGAGUCUGGAGAGCAAGGUGGGGCCCGUGACGCUGGACGGGGCGGAAAGGGCGGCGCGCGAGAUGGCGGACGACGCGCUGAAGGACUUCGUGGCCGACAAUCCGGGCGUGUGGGCCGGGCUCGACCAGCGAGGGCAGGAGAUCAAGCGCAAGCACCUCCACGCGCGGGUCGUCGAGUGGCUCAACCGCCACCUCCUCGAGCCACCGACGGUGUCUCUGUCCUGA